This is a messenger RNA of Ascochyta rabiei, 705 nucleotides long. RefSeq lists its product as uncharacterized. The transcript has a single exon. Lineage: Eukaryota; Fungi; Ascomycota; Dothideomycetes; Pleosporales; Didymellaceae. Bases 1 to 705 code for a protein of 234 amino acids. The record is from RefSeq and is a predicted model, not a curated record.
AUGGGAGUACCUACAAAAGCCGAGACACAAGCAGCUUUUCCUAGCGAGGUGUGUCCACCAUCACCUGCAUCUUCAUCCAAUGCUGUGCCUGCCGAUGCGCCGCCGCCUAUGCCUCCGCCGCCCUACUUCAAGACGCAAUUUGUCAAUCCCAGCUCUUUCAAGUCCGCCGUCAAUAGCAAAGUCGAUAAACCUGUGGUCUCGCUGUUCCGACUGAGCGUACGGAUACUCCAACUCAUCUUCGCCUUGGCCUCGGGCAUCUCCUAUGCGAUCGAGCUGUCACACGGCAACGGACGCGGAGAUGCAUCAGCAAGUUUCGUAUUCUCACAGGUCACAUUCGGCGCCACACUCAUUACUCUCAUCAUCAACGGUGCGACUGUGCGAUACUAUCGUGUCUCUUGGAUCGUCGACUGGAUCUUGACGGUGUUCUGGUUUGCGCUCUUCGCGGUCUUCUACGAGGUAUACUUAGGAGGUGAGAUGGAACCAGAUUUUCAUAGGGUGGAUGGAGGACGAAUGGAGAGGGCAAUUUGGUGCGAUCUAAUUAAUGCGCUGCUUUGGGCAGGGAGCGCGGUAUUCUCGUCAGCAAUGUGCUGUUCAGGCAUCAAGGCUUCUAUGAAACGAAAGCUCAAUAACAGACGAAAAAGGAAAGAGAGGAAGGCAAUGGUGGGGACAAUAGGAGAGAUGGAGAUGGGAACAAUCCAGGAGUGA